AUGAAGGAUCUAAGGAUAAUGUUCUGUGGGGAAUCUAGUUGUUCAGACACUGUUGGAAAUCCUUGCAAUUCUGAAUUUUUGCUCUUCAUUCAACCAAAUUCAUUUAUCAAUCAUGCAUUGAUCAUUUGCUUUGAUAUUUUGCUCCUGGUCAUGCUCUUAUUCAAUAUGAUUCAGAAGUCAUCAUCAAGAAGGCUUCACAUUCCAGCAUGUUUGCAGCGAUUUACAUCAUUCCAGAUAGCAGCUGCUGUUAUUAAUGGAUCUCUAGGCUUAGUCUAUUUGGGCUUAGGCAUUUGGAUUUUAGAAGAGAAGCUUAGGAAAACUCAGACUGCAUUACCUUUGAAUUGUUAGUUACUAGUACUGAUUCAAGGUGUCACAUGGUUGGUUGUUAGUUUGACAAUAAGCCUAAGGGGAAGUCAUCUUCCAAGGGCACCAAUGCGGCUUUUGUGCAUUCUUACCUUUUCGUUUGCUGGAACUGUUUGUGCUUUAUCUGUCUUUGCUGCAAUACUUAGCAAAAACAUACCGAUAAAAAUAGCCAUAGAUUUUCUUUCUUUUCCUGGGGCAUUGUUGUUGCUGUUAUCCACUUAUAAGGAAGAUAAAUACGACGAAAGUGAAGCGAAAAUUAGCGAAAGUGGCUAUGUCCCUUUGAAUAGUGAGGCCAACGGCAUUAGUGUUGGCCAAGUUACACGAUUUUCAAAAUCUGGUUUCUUCAGUGAACUGUCAUUUUGGUGGUUGAAUCCAUUAAUGAAAAGGGGUAGGGAGAAAACUCUUGAGGAGGAAGAUAUACCCAGUUUGCAUGAGGCAGAUCGAGCAGAAAGCUGUUAUCUUCAAUUCCUGGAUCAGUUGAAUAAACAGAAACAAAUUGAACCAUCAUCUCAACCAUCAAUCUUGAGGACAAUAAUAAUAUGCCACCGGAAAGAGAUUUUCAUUUCUGGGUUCUUUGCUUUGCUAAAGAUUCUCACUCUCUCAGCUGGUCCUCUGCUACUUAAUGCCUUCAUUUUGGUUGCCGAGGGAAAAACAGCUUUCCGAUAUGAAGGUUAUGUAUUGGCCAUGACACUUUUCAUUUCAAAGGGCUUAGAAUCCUUGUCACAAAGGCAGUGGUAUUUCAGAAGUAGAGUAAUUGGUCUGAAAAAAGUGAGGUCCUUGCUCACAGUAGCCAUUUACAAGAAGCAGUAGUUGUCAAAUGCUGCCAGGCUGAAGCACUCAGGUGGUGAGAUAAUGAACUAUGUUACUGUGGAUGCUUACGGGAUUGGAGAAUUCCCUUUCUGGUUUCACCAAACUUGGACGACAAGUCUGCGGCUUUGUAUUGCAAUUGUAAUUCUCUUUCGUGCAGUGGGGUUAACAACAUUUGCAGCUUUGGUGGUUAUAAUUCUCACUGUGCUAUGCGGUACUCCGCUUGCAAAGCUGCAACAUAAGUUUCAAAGCAAGCUCAUGGUUGCACAGGACGAGAGACUGAAGGCUACUACUGAGGCUCUUGUGAACAUGAAGGUUUUGAAAUUGUAUGCAUGGGAAACCCAUUUCAAGAAUUUCAUUGAAAAUUUACGUAAGGUGGAAUAUAAAUGGUUAUUUGCAUUGCAUUUGCGAAAGGGAUGUAAUGGCUUUCUCUCAUGGUCGUCGCCUGUUUUUGUCUCAGUUGCUACUUUUGGGGCAUGCUAUUUCCUCAAGAUUCCGCUAUAUGCUAGCAUUGUUUUCACUUUUGUUGCAACUUUAUGUCUUGUUCAAGGCCCUUUAAGAAAUAUCCCUUAUGUUUUUGGAGCAGUCAUUCAGGCUAAGGUUUCAUUUACACGUAUUGUAAAAUUCCUUGAGGCAUCUGAGCUACAGAGUGCAAAUGUCAGGCAGAAGAGCAGCUUGGAGAAUGUGAACCAUGCCGUCUUCAUCAAAUCAGCCAAUUUUUCUUGGGAGGAGAAUUGUUUGAAGCCAACAAUCAAGAAUAUAAGCCUAGAGGUUAGACCUGGCGAAAAGGUUGCUAUCUGUGGAGAAGUAGGUUCGGGCAAAUCAACCCUUAUAGCGGCAAUUCUUGGUGAAGUUCCAAAUACAGAGGGAAUUAUUCAAGUGUAUGGGAAGAUUGCCUAUGUUUCGCAAACAGCUUGGAUCCAGACUGGAAGCAUACGAGAAAACAUUUUAUUUGGGUCUUGUAUGGAUGCCUAUCGAUACCAUGAAACACUUGAAAGAAGUUCAUUGGUGAAGGAUCUUGAGUUGCUUCCGUAUGGUGAUCAAACUGAAAUAGGUGAAAGAGGAAUUAAUUUGAGU
Pistacia vera is the source of this 2247-nucleotide messenger RNA. RefSeq names its product ABC transporter C family member 10-like. The record is from RefSeq and is a predicted model, not a curated record. NCBI's taxonomy places the organism in Eukaryota, Viridiplantae, Streptophyta, Magnoliopsida, Sapindales, Anacardiaceae. Gene Ontology annotation, cellular component: vacuolar membrane; plant-type vacuole. Gene Ontology annotation, molecular function: ABC-type transporter activity; ATP binding; ATP hydrolysis activity. Gene Ontology annotation, biological process: transmembrane transport.